GCCCGCCCCCGACCCCCUCCUCCUCCCGCGCUGUAAUGGUACGUUCCGGUCCGCCUGGCCCGGCUGCAGUGGAUGUUGCUAGAACCCACGCGGAGGAAGGAAGAGACGCAGGCAGGCUGUGGUGAGCCAAGCGGCCGCCCCUGCCUCAGGGACCCCUUCCCGGAGACACGGCACCAUGACCCAAGGAAAGAUCUCCGUGGCUAACAAGGCCCCCGGGACGGAGGGGCAGCAGCAGGCCCAUGGUGAGAAGAAGGAGACUCCAGCAGUGCCCUCAGCCCCGCCCUCCUAUGAGGAGGCCACCUCUGGGGAGGGACUGAAGGCAGGGGCCUUCCCCCCAGCCCCUUCGGCUGUGCCUCUCCACCCCAGCUGGGCCUAUGUGGACCCUAGCAGCUCCAGUUAUGAGAAUGGUUUCCCGGCUGGAGACCAUGAGCUCUUCACCACCUUCAGUUGGGACGACCAGAAAGUUCGCCGAGUCUUCAUCAGAAAGGUCUAUACAAUCCUGCUGAUCCAGCUGCUGGUGACCUUGGGUGUCGUGGCUCUUUUUACCUUCUGUGACCCCGUUAAGGACUAUGUUCAGGCCAACCCAGGAUGGUACUGGGCAUCCUACGCUGUAUUCUUUGCGACCUAUCUGACCCUGGCCUGCUGUUCUGGACCUAGGAGGCAUUUCCCCUGGAACCUGAUUCUCCUGACCAUCUUCACCCUGUCCAUGGCCUACCUCACUGGGAUGUUGUCCAGCUACUACAACACCACGUCCGUCCUUUUGUGCCUGGGCAUCACGGCUCUUGUCUGCCUCUCCGUCACCGUCUUCAGCUUCCAGACUAAGUUUGACUUCACCUCCUGCCAGGGUGUGAUCUUCGUGCUGCUCAUGACUCUUUUCUUCAGUGGACUCAUCCUGGCCAUCCUCCUGCCCUUCCAAUAUGUGCCCUGGCUCCAUGCAGUGUAUGCCGUGCUGGGAGCGGGCGUGUUUACGUUGUUCCUGGCAUUUGACACCCAGUUGCUGAUGGGUAACCGACGCCACUCACUGAGCCCUGAGGAGUAUAUUUUUGGAACCCUCAACAUUUACCUAGACAUCAUCUACAUCUUCACCUUCUUCCUGCAGCUUUUUGGCACCAACCGGGAAUGAGGAGCCCGCCCUUCCUUCCUUCCUUCCUUCUUCCUUCCUUCCAAUAAUGUCCCCUUGCUGGUCCUCUGACCCUCCCUGUAUUCCUGCAAGCCCAGAUAUAAAACUAGCUGCCAGCCCAUCCUUUGGCCUCCCCUCAGCCCGAUGCUCAUCCUCACCCUCUGCAGCUCGUACCCAAGCAUUAGGGGCCCUGUGGAACCAAGGUCACACCCUCCCCCUCUGUGCUGCCCCUUCCCCCCACUUAAUCUCCCAAAGUGGACAGUCAAGGCCAGAGGCUCCCCUGGGUUUGAGGACCAGCAGGAUUUCAGAUGUGGGAAAGAGACCCCAGGAAGCCUAGCUGAAGCCUGCACCCCACUGAGGUUCCUCCUAAGGCUGCCACAGCUAUGUGACCUUGGGGCACACUGUCCUCUGUCCAAUCCACCCCUCUGUUCUUUCCUUCCAGAUCAGGCAUUGACACUUAUAAGGGGGUGGGAGGAAGCAGGGCGAGGAGGUGAGGCUGCUUUGCAGGUGGGGGAUGUGGGUGGACCGAAUGGUUGCCCCAGGCUGCCCAUCCUCGCAGCUUUGAGACCAGCAGCUUGUUCUAGGCACUUGAGCCCUGGGGCCCGUGGGAGAGGGACAGGAAGCCAUCUGCACUUGCCUUGGUUUACCCUCCUGGGUCAUGACAGAGCACUGCUGGGGUAGGAGGUGGGGGCAGGGGGCUCUGCUUCUAAGUGGGGACCUGUCCAGGGGUUGUAAGGGAAGGGGGAGCAGGCAGCCCUCUGGGAGGCGUGGGCUCUGAAGUGGCACCAAUUCACUCAGACCUGCAUCUCCCUGGGGGGCGUUUGAGGUUGGCAGGACUGACCUUCUCUCACCCUCUUCUCUGGAGCCCCUGGGUUGUCCCCCACCCUAGGCCUGAGGCUGAGUGGAGUGCUUGGGCCCUAGAGGAUUGGAUGCUCUGAGAGAGGGAUGGUUAUACUGGCUGCUGAACCAGCCCCACGAGGAGGCAAUCCUGCCCUGCCCUGAGUCCUUUCUGCACUUCUUUCCUAAACUCUCCCCCAUCCCCUGCUGCCAUGUGCCGGCUGAUCCCCAAGCCAGGCCUCCUGAGGCCUCAGUUGGCAGUGCCCAUGUCCCUCCCCCUGGCUUCUCUGGCCACUCAGCCUGGAAUCCUAAGCCCCCUCCAUUCCUUAUCUCCUUAUCUCUCCAGUUUGGAAGCUGUUCAGCCAGAGUCCGUCCCUCCAGCUGGUCCCAUGUGAUGAGGUCUGGUCUCCUUAUCAGCCUCCAGGCAGCUGAGAGCUGAGACUUGGGCAGGGUGUGCGUCAGCCAGCCAGCCCCCUGCAGGCCCUGCUGGGGAGGGGACGAGGGGGCCACACCUGGGGGAAGUGUGUAGCCGGCGCCUCAAAGCUGGCUCUGGGCCAGUGGAAAGUUACCGGGUGGGGUCAGGGAGGUUCAGAUACCUGGACCUUCCCUUGGCCUCUCCCUUCUGGGCUCACCUCUCUCCCCUAUGCUGGGGGCUCUUUUGCUCUUGGAGAGAGUGACUAGGUACGUUAUCAAUCUGUUUUGACUCUUCCUUCAGACCACCCUUCCUGUUUUCAGCUUUCAAGAAAUAUUGCAGAAGCCUUUGAAGUUUUGUUCCACCUUGGGCAUUUGAGGAAAGAGGGAAGCAAAAACAGAUGGUGGUGUUUGUGUAUGAGACAAAGGCAACUGGGAGCAUGGCUGGAUGCCUACUGUGUGCUGGGCCCAAUUAAUCCAUUAAAGCAAUCCUAUAAAGGGAGUAGUCUGCACAUGCCAAUCGCAGAGGGAAAAACUGAGGUGAUGGAGAGGAUCGGGAACAAGACCAAGGGCAUACAGCUAACCUACUAGGUUGGGGCUAGAAUGAGACCAGGUGGUCAGGCCAGACAUCUCCUGAUGUCUUUGGAGAUUUGUUGUCCUCUGUGCCACCCCUGGCCUCCCCCCUGCCCCCAACUACCACCACCAAAUUUUGUACUCUGUCAUUUCCACCUUUUAGACACAAGCUGGGGAGCAGGAUUCUGGUGUCUGAUUCCCAGUCUCACUGCCGCAGGGUCAUGGUAUUGAGCGAGAUGGAAGACCUCGGUCUGCACAGUGGAGGGAGAGGCGCCAGAACCCUUGUUUCCACUGACUUCCUGGUCUGGUUGCCACCUUUCCUCCAAGGCCCCUUCACUUCCUCUCCUAAUCUCUGGCCCCAAUUCCAAAGGGCUCACUCAGCCCGGGCCUUGGCCAUGCUUCCCAGAAUCCUCUUGUCCAAGUCCUCUUCUUCCUAGGACAGUUGAUGCAGAAAUAGGAUUGAGAAGCUUAAAUCCAAGGCUGAGCUCCGAAAGCUUGCAGGGAGGAGGUAAGCCCUCAGCAACAAACCUGACA
Molecule: messenger RNA, 3475 nt
Organism: Mirounga angustirostris (Northern elephant seal)
Lineage: Eukaryota; Metazoa; Chordata; Mammalia; Carnivora; Phocidae
Gene: FAIM2
Product: Fas apoptotic inhibitory molecule 2
Exons: 12
Coding region: 176-1123 (315 amino acids)
Biological process (GO): negative regulation of apoptotic signaling pathway
Cellular component (GO): Golgi apparatus; endoplasmic reticulum
Source: RefSeq, a predicted model, not a curated record